Messenger RNA from Heterocephalus glaber (naked mole-rat), 1800 nucleotides. RefSeq names its product transmembrane protein 190 (gene Tmem190). The record is from RefSeq and is a predicted model, not a curated record. Gene Ontology annotation, cellular component: inner acrosomal membrane. Gene Ontology annotation, biological process: hematopoietic progenitor cell differentiation. NCBI's taxonomy places the organism in Eukaryota, Metazoa, Chordata, Mammalia, Rodentia, Bathyergidae.
UCUGGAGAACUUCCCCUUUCCAGGUGGUUAGUCUUAGGUGGGCACCUUCACCGCCUGUGCCUCAUAUCUUAGCCCACCUGGCUCCUCCAGGUGGACCCUGGCUCAUGCUUGCCAGAGAGGAGGCCUAGCCUGGCCUAGACAAGCAUCCUGGGGCACCAGGGUGGAAGCCUUUCCACCAGGGCUCAGCCUCCAGGUCCCUCCUUCUGCAGGUCUCCUCGUUGCUGGGGCAACAGUCCCUCACAAUGGGGCUCAGUGAGCCCCUCCCCCAGGUUGCUAUGGGGUAAGACUCCCUAGCGACAAGGUUUCCCCAUUGCCACCUGAGGCCACCUUUGCAGGUAUCCAGUUAGGAGCACAGGGUCUUUUGGGCAAGGAGGUCUUCCCACUGGAUCCACCUGCUAGGGAUCCCCAAUGGAUGAGGGGAGCUGACCCAGCCCAGCUCUUCAUCGGCUUCUCCUUCCCUCUUACCAGUGGCUAAGGGAGUCCCCUAAAGCCUGAGGCACCUGCCAGGGACCCUAACAUCUGGGCACUAAAAGAACUACUUCCUAGUUGGGCAUGCUGGCCUGCACCUAUAAUCCUAGCACUCUAGGAGGCUGAGACAGGAGGAUCCCAAGUUCAAGCCAGACUGGGCAAAUUAGCAACUUAGUAACUUUGCAAGAUAUUGUUUCAAAAUAAAAAAUUAAAAAAGGCUGGGGAUGUAGCUCAGGCAAAGACCCUGGGUUCAAUCCCCAGUACUGCAAGGGGAAAAAGUCACUUCCUAGACCAGACGUGACCAGGCCAGGGGAUCCUGCUGGCAGAGCCCUUGCUAAGGGGCCCCCUAGCAACAGAACUCAGAAUCCUGGGGCUGGGGUGGGCGGGGCCCAGCAUUGCUGGGGUGAUGUGACUUAAGGCUGUCCCCACAGAGGCCCAGGCGUCUGGGGAGGCCACAUGGUGGGCUCGGGGAUCCCAGUGUUGGGCCUGUUCCUGCUGAUGCAGGGUCCAGGUGGUGAGGGCACUGGCAGGAGGUGGCACCGGGCUGCAGAGGGGCCGCCUGGUGUUUUACACAGUCCCCAUUAUGACCUCCUUUCUCUCACAGAUGGGAUCGGAAUCCACAGAUUCUUCUACCUGUGGAGUGAGCAGAAGCCCAAACCCUGGGGCUCAGGGAGAAGGCUGUGAGGGUGAUGUGUGGGACUGGGAGAGCUGUGGGGGUCAGGCGGCCAUCGAGAGCCCCAACCUCUGCCUGCGCCUGCGCUGCUGCUACAGAGAUGGGGUCUGCUACCACCAGCGGCCAGAUGAAACCAUGUUCAAGAAGCACAUGUGGGCCCUGGGCUGGGUCUGCGGAAGCCCCCUCCUCCUGAUCUGUGGCAUCUGCCUGUUCUGGUGGGCCCGGCGCUGGGACAUGCUGCACCUGCCGCGCUUCCUGCAGGGCAAGUGUGACCUGUCCAGUACUGUGUCGCUGCUGUCCAAGGACCAGGCAUCAAGUGAGAAGAAGACCUCUGUCGACCAAGAGCCCAUGGGGUGACUGGGAUGGAAGCCUCAGGGGGCGUUGAAGCGGAGGAGAGAGGAGGAAGAUUAGGGACAUCCAGGGGACCCCUCAGUACAGGUGUGGCACACAGACACGGCGUCCUUUCUGAGAGCCACAGGAGCAGCGGCUUGAGUGGCCCUGGAGUUUGGUGUGAGAGCAUAUUUGGAGGGAAGAGACUUCACUGCACGACCAUGGGAAGCUGGGGUCCUCGCUCCCCAGGAAUCCAGCACCCCUGGACAGAAGUACGAACUCUCGCCCCCCCCAGGCUGUGCAGCCCCCAACAAGACAGACUAGCAGCA